Messenger RNA from Phlebotomus papatasi, 2003 nucleotides. Its product is annotated as progestin and adipoQ receptor family member 3. Gene Ontology annotation, molecular function: signaling receptor activity. The record is from RefSeq and is a predicted model, not a curated record. Lineage: Eukaryota; Metazoa; Arthropoda; Insecta; Diptera; Psychodidae. Bases 784 to 1896 code for a protein of 370 amino acids. The transcript has 8 exons. Gene Ontology annotation, cellular component: membrane.
AUUUUCACAUAGUGCACGAUAUUUGAAAAAGCUGUAACUGCAUUUAUACUCACACAUAGGAAUAUUCUAUAUAAAAUCAAUAUUGGAGUAUUUGGUGUCCUCGAGAGCUUUCCCAAUUCAUUGCAUGAAACGAUGAAAAUUGCAAUUUUAAAUUAGAAAAUUUUCUUAUUUUCUUUUUGUUUUUGGUUGAAUUUCAAGAGUUUUCAUGUCAAUCUUUGAAAUAUUGUUCUGUGGCAUGAAGAGAGAGGUUCAAGUGAUUUUUUUUUUGACGAGACUGAGGAAGAUGCUGUCGUCUCCUAAAAUAGUACCUCGCGCUUUUUCCCCUAAUCAAAACGAUAUUCACGUGAAUGUGGAUGAGCAUAGUAUUAGUACGUUUUUACUGUGGUAUGUGUUGUGUUGAUGGGCCAGUGUACAAGUGGAAUACUUGGUCUAUGUACUUGACUUUCAAGUCUCGGUACCCAGAAAGUUGUGAACAGUUUCAACACACGCAGUUCAGUGUUUCAAGAAAUCGCGACUUGGUUAGUGCCUCCAAUCGCGCUUCUCCGUCACAAAAUUUUUUUGCAUUAGCGUAAAUCGCUCUUGCAAUAAAGCGGAGGGUGACCCUAAUUUACAUUUUUACUUGAAAAUUAGUGAUUCCCUAUUCUAAAACCACUUUGAGUAUUAAUGAGUUUGGAUUUAUGCUAAAUAGUGUGUGAUACACAAGUCUUGCAUAAGUUGCUCUCUGCAGUGCAAAUCGCCAAGAAUUGUGACUUGUUAGAAGUAAUUUUUACGCCAAGAGAGAGGAUGGAUGAAUUUAAUCUCAUGAAGGCACAUAUAAUAGCAUCUAUAGAUGGCCACAGCAGCUGUAUUCAUCGUCGAGCUUCAAAGAAUAAUGUGUCCUCCGUCGAACCGUCAGUUCUUAUGGAAAAUGGAACAACAAAGAUGAUGAAUGGCACGACAACGGAGGAAAAACCACAGAUUAAGGCUGAAACUAUCACAGCAGAUUGCAGUGAUCACCAAAUAUCAGUGAAUGAGUACAAAAAACUGCGGAAACUCUUAUGCUAUGACGAUGCGCCAAAAUACCUGCAAUUUAACUCCUACAUUCGCAAUGGCUACAGAAAUCUACUUCCAACCAAAUUGUGCCUUGAAAGUAUUUUCUGGUGGACUAAUGAGACGAUAAACAUUUGGAGUCACAUUUUUGGAUGGUUCCUAUUCCUAGGACUCAGUUUCGUAGACAUCACCUUCCUCAACAUUCAUGCCACCACCCAAGACAAAAUUGUGGUGUGUGCCCUUCUCAUUUGCUUCCAGAUGUGCAUGAUUCUGUCCUCGGUGUACCAUACCUUUUCCUGCCGAUCAGAGAAAGACUACGACUGCUUCCUGGCUUAUGAUCUGCUCGGUAUUGCCUUGUCACUCUUUGCUAUCUACAUUAGUGGCAUUUACUACGCUUUCUGGUGCCAUGAUAAUUUAAGGAAUUUCUACAUUUUUACGGUUGGAGCAAUUUUCAUAACGGCUUUAAUUCUUCAAAUACCCAAACUGAAAGUGCAUUCAAAUGUGAAGAUGCUCAUGUUCGUCGCCUGGGCUGCCUAUGGAGUGAUCCCAACAAUUCACUGGACCAUUGAGAUGGGUGGAUUUGAGAACAGCAUGGUUCGCCUUCUUAUUCCACGUGUUGUCGGAAUGUACAUUAUUGUCGGCUUGGCCUUCCUCAUUUACAUCACUCGCAUACCAGAGAGAUGGUUUUCCGGAAAAGUCGACUAUUUGGGCCAUUCCCACAAUUUGUGGCAUAUCCUUGUUGUGUGUGCUCUCUACUAUUGGCACAACACAGGAAUGAUGUACGCUAUACAUAUGAUUGAAAACGGAUGUUUGGAGGAAAGAAUAAAAUGCUAUCAGAUUCCUUCAGACGUAACACUUUCUUCAUAAAGCUUCUAUAUCCUAUUUCAUAGUAUGAUUUACGUUGAGUUUAGGAUGAACCAUGGAUGUGCGACGAAUUUAAAGAUAUUUUAGACAAUAAAUUUGGUUAUACUGUU